Molecule: messenger RNA, 774 nt
Organism: Zophobas morio
Lineage: Eukaryota; Metazoa; Arthropoda; Insecta; Coleoptera; Tenebrionidae
Gene: Trs20
Product: TRAPP subunit 20
Exons: 2
Coding region: 320-754 (144 amino acids)
Biological process (GO): endoplasmic reticulum to Golgi vesicle-mediated transport
Cellular component (GO): cytoplasm; TRAPP complex; nucleus
Source: RefSeq, a predicted model, not a curated record
ACACGGGAUCCAGUUCAUGGUCACGACCCGGAACCACAAUAAGAAGAACAGGGUUUCAAUUUGGCGCCGCAGUGCGACCAACCUAAAACGCUAGCGUGAUCAAUAAAAUCAAUUUUAGCCAAAUUUCCAAAAAUCGUACUAGUUGGAACUAUUUCACGACAACUAUUUAUUGUCGUUGUACAUGUGAAGCUAGUAAAUGUUUCGUAAAAUCUCGAAUUUCUUUAGAUCUAGGGUCGCAGUGCUGCCACUCCAUAACCUCACUACUUGCUAUGCCACUUGUCAAGUCAAAAAUCCUCCAAUGUAAAUAAAUUCGGGGUUCAUGAAGGCUUCAAAAAUGAUCGGGAGUUAUUAUUUCGUUAUUGUGGGUCACAAAGACCUGCCGCUUUUCGAAAUGGAGUUCACCAACAGUAAAGAUCCGAAGAAAGAAGACCACCGCCACUUAAACCAGUUCAUCGCCCACUCCGCCCUCGAUCUGAUCGACGAACACAAAUGGAAAACCCACAACAUGAACCUCAAGUCCGUCGACAAGUUCAAUCAGUGGUUUGUGUCAGCCUUCGUCACCGCUAGCCUCAUCAGGUUCGUCAUGGUCCACGAUAAUCGCAACGACGACGGUAUUAAAAACUUUUUCUCCGAAAUUUACGAGGCAUACAUCAAACUUUCACUUAACCCCUUCUACGAGGAGAACACUGUAAUCAGAUCGCCAGCUUUUGAGAAGAAAGCGCAGUUAUAUGGAAAAAAGUACCUUUCUAGUUAAUAAAUAUUUAUUAUAGAAAA